AUGUAUGCGCCAUCGAAUGAACACCCUGGUGGCAGACGACACUGGGCAGUAUCGCUUCGAUCAUCCUGCGACGUUUGCCAGCAGGUCAACAUUGUCGAACAGCCCAAUAGCCUAGCGUCUUCGUUCAGUAUCGAGGAUGGUCAAGGUGAGAAUCCUGGCAUUAGCUCACUGAUGGAGCGCACAAUACCGGCUGGGGAGUUCCUAGACUCGGAUUACUGGGAAAUACUCAGAAUAACUGAAGGAUACCCAUCCUAUUCAGUGAGGGGCUGCCAGUAUUGGGAAGUGGACUUUCUCAUGUAUCCGAACGAGAACUACAAUAGAAUCAUUGAAAAUGCCGCCUCUCACCCCACUGAUGCAGCUGAUCGCCAAAUAUGGGUCACCCACUGA
Molecule: messenger RNA, 387 nt
Organism: Penicillium angulare
Lineage: Eukaryota; Fungi; Ascomycota; Eurotiomycetes; Eurotiales; Aspergillaceae
Exons: 1
Coding region: 1-387 (128 amino acids)
Source: RefSeq, a predicted model, not a curated record